Messenger RNA from Drosophila grimshawi, 2254 nucleotides. RefSeq names its product protein dissatisfaction (gene dsf). The record is from RefSeq and is a predicted model, not a curated record. The coding region runs from base 1 to 2160 and encodes 719 amino acids. Lineage: Eukaryota; Metazoa; Arthropoda; Insecta; Diptera; Drosophilidae. The transcript has 5 exons. Gene Ontology annotation, biological process: regulation of transcription by RNA polymerase II; cell differentiation; anatomical structure development. Gene Ontology annotation, molecular function: zinc ion binding; RNA polymerase II cis-regulatory region sequence-specific DNA binding; nuclear receptor activity.
AUGCUGCGGACAAUUGCCGAUGCGCAGGCCGGCGAUCGCCUGUUGGACAUACCCUGCAAGGUAUGCGGCGAUCGCAGCUCGGGUAAACAUUAUGGGAUCUACAGCUGCGAUGGUUGCUCUGGUUUCUUCAAGCGUAGUAUUCAUCGCAAUCGAAUUUACACCUGCAAGGCUACCGGUGAUCUCAAGGGUCGCUGUCCGGUGGACAAAACCCAUCGGAAUCAGUGCCGUGCCUGUCGCCUGGCCAAAUGCUUUCAAUCGGCCAUGAAUAAGGAUGCUGUUCAGCACGAGCGUGGUCCCCGCAAACCAAAGCUGCAUCCGCAAUUGCAUCAUCAUCAUCAUCAUGCGGCGGCCGCAGCGGCAGCUCAUCAUGCGGCCGCCGCCCACGCCCACCAUCACCAUCAUCAUCAUCAUCACGCCCAUGCGGCGGCGGCACAUCAUGCCGCUGCCGCUGCAGCUGCUGCCGCUGGACUGCAUCAUCAUCAUGGAGGGCAUUUGCCUGUGUCACUGGUAACCAAUGUGUCCGCCUCGUUUAACUAUACACAGCACAUUUCGACGCAUGCACCGCCGACUGGUUUUCAUCUAGCCCCAACUGGCGCUCAACCUGCAACACAUCCGCACCAGGCGGCACAUCCGGCUGCACCUGCCUUUCAUCAUACGGCACAUGGACACCAGCUAGCACCACACGGCAAUGGCAGUAGUGCAGGGGCCACUGGUGUCGGUGGUGCUGCUGGUGCUCCCGGUGGUCCUUCAGGCGUUUCCAUGACCUUUCCACCCCACUUGCUGCAUCACAAUCUCAUUGCGGAGGCGGCCAGCAAGUUGCCAGGAAUUACGGCGGCAACGGCAUCGGCGACAGCAACAGCAGUCGCCGCUGUCGUCUCCACAUCGCCAUAUGCCCAAGCCACAUCUGCAGCAAUGGGUGGCAACAAUAACAACAAUUACUCAUCGCCAUCGCCCAGCAACUCAAUACAGUCCAUAUCGAGCAUUGGUUCACGCAGUGCUGGUGGAAGAGCAAGCGUUGGUUGUCUCAGCCUGGGCAGUGAGAGUCCUCGGGUUAAUGUAGAAACGGAGACGCCAUCACCAUCAGCGUCGCCUCCAUUGAGCGCCGGCAGCGUAUCGCCAGCGCCAACGUUUACCGACUCGCAGAGCAUGGCAGCUUCCAGCACAUCGCCCCAUCCGCCACAGAAUUCGACGCACUGCCUCAGUGAAGCUUCGCAUCAGACCAACAACAAUGCCACAACGCCACCAAACAAUACAACGCUUCUCAUGCACAGCAUUCACGUCAACAACAACAAUAACAGCACAAACAAUAACAACAAUAGUAACGAUAAUUAUAAUAAUAAUGUUAACAAUAAACAACUUAGCUACACAUCGGGCUCACCCACGCCGACAACACCCACGCCACCACCACGUCCUAGUGGCGGCUGCAACGCCUCGAAUGGAUUUCUGGAACUGCUGCUCAGCCCGGAUAAGUGUCAGGAGCUUAUCCAAUACCAGGUGCAGCACAAUGCGCUGCUCUUUCCGCCGCCGCUGCCGCAACAGCUGCUAGACUCGCGUCUGCUCUCGUGGGAAAUGCUCCAGGAGACGACGGCGCGUCUGCUCUUCAUGGCCGUGCGUUGGGUCAAGUGUCUGAUGCCGUUCCAGACACUGUCCAAAAAUGAUCAACAUUUACUACUACAGGAAUCCUGGAAGGAGCUAUUUCUGCUUAAUCUCGCCCAGUGGACGAUACCAUUGGAUCUGACGCCUAUACUAGAGUCACCGCUCAUUAAGGAGCGCGUUCUGCAGGAUGAAGCCACUCAAAUUGAAAUGAAAACCAUUCAGGAGAUUCUGUGCCGAUUCCGACAGAUCACCCCCGAUGGCAGCGAAGUGGGCUGCAUGAAGGCGAUUGCACUCUUUGCACCCGAAACUGCCGGAUUGUGCGACGUGCAGCCCGUGGAGAUGCUGCAGGAUCAGGCACAGUGCAUCCUAUCCGAUCAUGUGCGGUUACGCUAUCCACGGCAGGCGACACGCUUUGGCCGCCUGCUGUUGCUGUUGCCAUCGCUGCGCACGAUACGAGCGGCGACAAUUGAGGCGCUCUUCUUCAAGGAGACCAUCGGUAAUGUGCCGAUUGCGCGACUGUUGCGCGAUAUGUACACCAUGGAACCGGCGCAGGUUGACAAGUAGAUGACUGGGCGUGUCCUAGGCGUGGUCUGCUUCCGAAAAUGUUAUCAAAAUCGAUUCGUUUAGCACUUAAGCGUCAACAAUUUUUGUCACUUGC